Molecule: messenger RNA, 759 nt
Organism: Daucus carota subsp. sativus
Lineage: Eukaryota; Viridiplantae; Streptophyta; Magnoliopsida; Apiales; Apiaceae
Product: probable aquaporin TIP5-1
Exons: 3
Coding region: 1-759 (252 amino acids)
Biological process (GO): transmembrane transport; water transport
Cellular component (GO): membrane
Molecular function (GO): water channel activity
Source: RefSeq, a predicted model, not a curated record
AUGGACUCUCUAAGAAGCCGUUUGGAGCAUUCAGUCACUCGCAAUGCUCUUCGAUCAUACCUUGCAGAGUUCUUGUCUACUUUCUUCUUUGUUUUUGCCGCUGUUGGAUCCUCAAUGUCUUCUAAGAAGUUGAUGGGAAAUGCUGCAUCAGAACCUAGUGGUUUGGUUGGCACCGCGAUUGCAACGGCUUUCUCCUUGGCGGUUGCUGUUUAUGUUUCAUCCAGUGUUUCUGGUGGACAUGUUAAUCCGGCUGUGACUUUUGGAAUGGCGAUUGGAGGCCAUGUUAGUAUUUCAGUGGCAUUCUUCUGCUGGAUUUCUCAAAUACUUGGCUCUGUCAUGGCUUGCUUGCUUCUGAAAGUUACAACAGUAGGACAGCAUGUUCCUAUGCAGGGAAUGAUACCUGAUGAAAUGACUGGAUUUGGAGCAUCAAUCUUGGAGGGCAUGAUGACAUUUGCAUUGGUGUACACAUUUUAUGCAGCCGCUGAUCCAAGGCGGGGUCCCAUGACGGUCAUUGGACCUUUAGCCAUCGGAUUUAUAGCAGGAGCCAACGUAUUGGCAUCUGGUCCGUUCACUGGUGGAUCCAUGAAUCCGGCUUACUCAUUUGGGGCUGCAUUGAUUGGUGGAAGUUUCAAGAAUCAAGCAGUUUACUGGGUCGGUCCCCUGGUUGGUGCAGCCGUCGCAGCACUGCUGUAUGACAAUGUAGUGUUUCCUCAGGGGAGUGAUUCUUUGAGGAGCAUUGGUGAUGGAAUUGGUGCCUAA